Molecule: messenger RNA, 3357 nt
Organism: Amoebophrya sp. A120
Lineage: Eukaryota; Dinophyceae; Syndiniales; Amoebophryaceae
Source: the annotation of a GenBank genome assembly
UUCUGCUUUUCGCUUGUUGCCCGAUUUUCACCCGCAGCGACGCAUCUCAUGAAAACGAAGACCAUGAGAAGUAUUUUUAAAAGAAGGAAUCUACUCUAAUUCUAUCUGUACCGCUUGAGAAGUGGUUCGCGUUUUCUGUCAAGGAUCGAAAUUCUUCAACAUCAUGACUUCCCCCACAGAGCUGUCCUUUAGCAAUAUUACUUCUUUUUGAAGAGCAGACUACUCAAAGGAAUAAAUCUUCACCGGAGCUGUUGUACAACACAGAUUUCUACUCGAAGCAAAAAGAAGCUUCGCCAGGCAAGAAAUCAUGGUAACGCACGACAAUUCGUCGGACAAGCACGCCAAAUGGCGCCAACGCUACAUGGAGUCCAAUUCCUCGGAGCACACCCGUAUCAAGUGCAAAUAUGUCUGGCUCUGGAAACUUGUGAUGCAUGUCACUGAAUAACAACCACACUGUAAUGCACCGCCAAGCAUGACAGAUUUCCCUGUGACUCUGUGUUGCGUAUUCCGCAUGAGAAACAUCGUUUUUGCAUAACAGACAAGAGGAGGUGUUCGUGGCCACGCAAUACAGAGUUCAGAGUCAUGCCAAACUAGCAUGAGAAGUAUCGCAAUUUUCCAGACCCAGACAUAUUUGCAAUGCAUAACCCGGUCGCAGUUGCGAAACGAACUUUUCCAAGAAGUCGCGAACAAUAGGAAGCAGAUGCUACAGCAAGCUAGGGAACGGGCGCGGGGUGGUGGAGGUGGAGCAGCCGCAGCUGCUACAACGACUCUCGGUGGAUCAUUUAUUUCCACCAAGGCACCGGCGUUCGGUGCAGCUGCAGGUGCGUCACCAGCUGCUCCACCCGGCUUCGGAACAUCAAACAUCGGCAGCGUUUCAAACGGAAACGAUCCAGAUCCACCUUUCAGCGGGGGCAGUAGUAGUUUCAGCACGCAUAACGCUUUCGCUGGCGCGACUGCGAGCGGAAUGACGUUUGCACCGUUCGGAAGUGCUGGCACUUUUGCUCCUGCUGCAACCACGGGCGCAGCUGCUGCACCAGUAGGCGCAGCUUUCAACACUUUUACCGCAAAAAAUCAUCAAAGCAACACACAGCACCAGCAAUCGGUAGAAGUUUUCGCACUCCACCCGAGCCCGCCUCCCCCAUCGACCUCUACUUUCCAGUUAAAGCAAGAUUUUCAGAAAGAGGUUCAAACGCUGUGCCCGGGCUACAUUUGGACCCCCGCGGACGAGAAGCAUUUUUUGGAAAGUGUUUUACCAGAUCUCGAGCACGCGAUCGAGGAGGACGAGUGUUGGAAGCUGGAAGAGCAACAAGAAUUACGCCGGAAUCACGAAGAGUUUCUGAUCAAAGAGCACGAGAGGGAGCAGGAGCUACUGUAUAUUCAGGAUCAGCUAGCCGCGGAGGAGAUGGAACUUCUAGAACAGGCGGACUCAUUAUCAACUGCAAAUAUGUCUGGGUCUGGAAGAGUGCGAGAUUUGUCUUGCUCGGCUAGCAAGACUCUCACGUCUGUCAUGCACGUUACCCAAAAGCCCCAUUUUUCUGUGAUGCAGAAACGCAGUUGUCAUGCAGAAUAGAAGGCAACACCUAGAAGCUCAGACGAAACUUGUCAUGUUGAGCCAUCACUUCUGGCCAUUUCAUGCUACGCAACUCAGCAUUACAAGUUCCCAGACCCAGACAUAUUUGCAAUGCAUACUCAUGGGUAGGGGACGAUGAUGAAAUAACCGGCGAAGAUGAUGCAGAAGAGCAGGAAUUCAUCCCCUAUCAAACAAAAAAAGUUCGUCACGAACACUCAUCCGCAUUUUUGCAAUGCAAAAUUUUCUGUCAUGCGUAAAAAUGCAUCACAGCCAAACUUCAUAAGGGAUGUCCCUAGUGUUUCUGCAAUACAAAGAAAAGCUGUGAUGCUGAAAAAAUUUGUAAUGCAAAACCUGCAAGGUAGUGACUGCGACAAACUUUUUUCUCUCCAUAUUCCCUGCCCGGUUUGCAACGUCGGAAACAUGGUGAUCCGUACUGGGAGUUGUGCGCCGAGCUUGAAUAUCAAAUGUACAAAUGUCUGGGUCUGGAAGGAUCCGAACUUGUGAUGCGCAUUUUCGAACACAGAAAAAUCUCUCAUGCAUAGGUAAGUAGCAAAAGCUGCCCCCUUUCUGUCACCAAAAUGUGGGAUUUCUCAUGCGGGUUCGGCAUUGCGGAAGCUUCUCGAAACCUGUGAUGCUAGAGCUUCCAUGCCAGACCUUCUGUGUCAUGCAAAAACAGCAUGAAUCUUCCAGACCCAGACACUUUUACAUUUGAUAUUGAAUUUAGAGUUCAAAGCGGUCACGCCACUGGAAGGAGAAAUUAUGACGAGCAAGAAUAAAGAGGGUAGUUCCUGUAUGGAUGUGUCAGAGUUGAAAUCGACAAAGUUGAAAUAACUUGUAAUGCAUAAAAUCGAUACCAGUUGCAAGGCCAAUUUCCAAGCAGCGCAUGACAAAUUUGAGUAGAGCCGAAAUCCAGUUUGUAAUGCUGUUUGGGUAAGGAAGACGCCUUGUGUCAUGCUACUUUAUCAGCUCUAUUUCUACCCCUAAACAGGCUUGCAAUCUGCCUCCCUUGCCUACUCUGCAAGACAGGCAUUCUCUGCUUUGCGUUUUAUGCAUGACAAAUCAUUUCAACUUUGUCGAUUUCAAACCUGACACUUCCAUAUCCUGGUGGCUGCAUUGUGCGGAGAAGAAGAACAGAAGGAAUAGAGCACAAAACCUAGUACCAAAUGCCGCUGUAUUAACCCUUUCUGUUCCGGAAGUAGAUGAGAGCAGCGCGGCCACACCUUGCAGCUUACGAACGCACGGGAUGUGCAUUGACCAUUUGGCAAAUCUGGUUGGCGGAGGUGGAAGCAAUGCAACUGGCACACUUGAAGAAGAACCGUCGAAAAAAACACAACUGCGUGAACUGAUUCGGGACCAACUGCAGGACGCGAUUUUGCAGCACAGGAGGUACUGCGCAAACAACUACGGUGGAAUCACUUCGAACGGUGCUAAAGCUGACUCUUCUGGUGCUUCGUUCCAAUACGAGCCCGCCAACCAGCCACCAAUGUUUGCACCCAUGGCACAAUUGUAUCGCUGCGAUCCUGCGAUUGGAUACAAACAGCUGGUGUUUUGAAUAGAAUACAUGUACGCGAGCGACAAAGAUUGAAACUAGAUUUGGAAAAAGUAUACAUAACUGGACAAGCGACAUCAAAUUGGUAAUCUACUCCUCUGCAAGUGAGAGCUGUUUCGCGAGUAGGACCGUUUACCGUACCAACUCUGAGAUGGUGCUGUUGUGUUCGAAUUUAGUUAACAAAAUGCGAUCAACAUGUGAAGAACGAAGAGGAAGGUGUUUUUGAAGCACACUGGAG